Polypterus senegalus (gray bichir) is the source of this 2344-nucleotide messenger RNA. RefSeq names its product neuropeptide Y receptor type 6-like. Gene Ontology annotation, molecular function: neuropeptide binding; neuropeptide Y receptor activity. The record is from RefSeq and is a predicted model, not a curated record. Gene Ontology annotation, cellular component: neuron projection; plasma membrane. The transcript has 2 exons. Gene Ontology annotation, biological process: G protein-coupled receptor signaling pathway. NCBI's taxonomy places the organism in Eukaryota, Metazoa, Chordata, Cladistia, Polypteriformes, Polypteridae. Bases 415 to 1551 code for a protein of 378 amino acids.
AGCCUCCUCUGCUCUCUGCACGGAGAAGCUGCUCAGCGCCCGUCUCUCUGGACUCGAUCGCCGUCGUUAAUUCCAGCACUCUUCACCUCCUCUGACGUUAAAUGUCAGAUUCUAAAGUAGCCCAAAAUGAAUUCAUGCCAGUAACGUUUCAUUUAUGUAUCCUUCAGCACGGGCUUGGCGGCUGCGGCGUUGCUCAUCCUUCACUUGCUGUCUCCGCUGAGGCGCCUGUCUGUAUUCGGUGACCCAGAGGACAGCAUGAAAGUAGCAGACAAGAUGAAAUCCGGAUACCCACUUAUCAGGGGCAAGCACAAGGCCACCAAUUACUCCAGGUAAUCAUCUCACCAGUACUCCAUUCUCUGUUCCUCUCUGUAUCCGAACAACACCAGUGUUCAAUGUCCAUUGAUGAUGUGAGGCAUGGCUGACCUCACGCAUGAUGACAAUGGCAGCUUCUUCAACCAAAGUGAAAGGACACCUUUGAAUGGCAGCAGUAACACCAGGCCACACUUCUCAGACUACGACUGCCAGCCUUCUAUCUACAUUCUGUCUGUUUUGGUGGUGGCUUACAGCGUGGUGACCAUGGUGGGCCUCUUUGGAAACAUGUGCCUGGUCAUCAUCAUCAACCGGCAGAAGGAAACGCACAACGUGACCAACAUUCUCAUUGCUAACCUUUCGCUGUCUGACGUGCUCAUCUGCCUGAUGUGCAUUCCUUUUACUGUGGUCUACACGCUGAUGGACCACUGGAUCUUUGGAGAAACCAUGUGCAAAGUCAGCUCCUUCGUCCAGUGCUUGUCCGUGUCGGUGUCCAUCUUCUCAUUGGUCCUCAUUGCUGUUGAGCGAUACCAGCUGAUUGUCAACCCCAGGGGCUGGAAACCCAACAUAUCCCAUGCCUACUGGGGCAUCGCUCUGAUUUGGCUUGUCUCGGUGGCUCUGUCCAUUCCAUUCCUCAUUUAUCACCACCUGACCGAUGAGCCUUUUAAGAACCUCUCCACCCACUCAACCUUCUACGGGGACAAGUACGCCUGCACGGACUCCUGGCCUUCAGAAGGGGACCGCUUGGGCUUCACCACCUGCCUGCUGGUCGUUCAGUACUUUGCUCCCUUGUGUUUCAUCUGCUUGUGCUACCUGAAAAUCUUUGUGUGCUUGAGGCGGAGGAGCGGGAUGGUGGACCGGCUGCGGGAGAAUGAGACGAGAUUGAGUGAGAGCAAGCGCAUCAACAUGAUGCUUAUUUCCAUUGUGGUGGCCUUCGCGGUCUGCUGGCUUCCACUCAACAUCUUCAACAUCAUUUUCGACUGGAACCAUGAGGCUCUCCUCAACUGCCACCACAACUUGGUCUUCACCCUCUGUCACCUGGUGGCCAUGGUGUCCACCUGCAUCAACCCAGUCUUUUAUGGCUUCCUCAAUAAAAACUUUCAGAAGGACCUCAACAUGAUGGUGCUCAACUGCAAGUGUAGCUCUGAGCAGGAGGAGUACGAGAACAUCGGCAUGUCCACCAUGCAGACCGACAUAUCCAAGGGCUCCUUCAAACUAAACAAUGGGCCUAUGAACACCUAAAGGAUUUGGUUUGUUCAUUUAUUUUGGAUGAGUAACUUUUUGUGGAUCGUGUUUCCUCACUGUCUUUGAAGAUGUACAAAUGAUUUACCUGAAAAGAGUACAACUUCUUGCCAGUGUAGCCUUACUUGUGAAGUGGAUCAGCGCCUCAAUUUCUAUAGACACUCAUUACUGAUCAAACCUUAAGCUGCUUUAAUCAUUUCAAAGAUUGCAGCCACAAGACGUUAGGGUCUUAAUCAGAAAAGUCAGAUCCUGAAAAUGUUCUCAAGAUCAUUGAGGUUUUAUUGGGAUCCCAUCCCUUGUUAAAAUGUGGGAUCAUGGAAUGGCUGUAGGAUAACAGGGCUUACAGUUGAAUGAUUAGAAUAGGAAACUCUUUCAGUGAGUCUACUGAAUGAGACUGAGAGUCGUGGCUGAGGCCUGUGAAUCAGCAGUUAUCAACACUUAUUGUACAUGAUAUCUAAAAUAAACAGAUUAACAAAUAAAUAGAAUUUUACACAUACAGAUUACAUUGCACCAGAUUUGUGGAGUACAAGUAAAGGGAGGUUAUACUUAAUUUAUACAGCAAACUCAUAGAUCUCAUCUGGAGUACUGUGUGAAGUUUUGGUCUCCUUGUUAGAAUACAAAGUACAGAGCAGCGCGUGAGAAAGUUCAGAAAAGAGUGCGCAGGAUAAUUCAGAACCGCGGACAGCAAUCAACGCUAUUAGCGCGACUGGGCUGUUUUCAGGACCACGGACAGCGACCACAUCUAUACAUACUGUAUAGUGUAUAUCUCUCUCUGCAUCCAUCCAUUAUCCAA